GGCGCUAGCUGUCAAAAUAAUCCGUGUCAAACGGUCGACUCGCAAACACAAGACAAUUUCCAACAAUAAGGGAAUAACCAUGGACAGUGAUCAAUUCGGGAGGAGCAAUACUGAUUCUCAAUUCAUAUCGUUCCAAGAUUUCUCGCCGAUAAAUAGGCCAGGGGCUGGUGGCCAGGCACAACUGGACCUCGGCACACCCAACCACCAACAGUUCAUCAAUAACCAACAAUUCUCCAAUGAUUCCACGACUAUUGGAAUGAUGGACGAGUUGCGUGGACUUCCCCAGCAGAAAGAAGCCAACAGCACCUCGAGGAGCUUUUGGACAGUGGAAUAUUACCAGAAGUUCUUCAAUGUCAACACGAAUGACGUUCUCCAUCGAAUCACGAAGUCGAUGGUGCCACAUGGACCAGAUAAUUACUUAUUAUCCCACAUACGACCUAAUCCCGACCUGUAUGGGCCAUUCUGGAUCUGUGUCACCCUGAUAUUUGCCAUUGCUGUCAGUGGAAAUCUAGCGAAUUACUUGCAAGCCUCUUACACUGGCCAACACCACUGGAGAUAUGAGUUUCACUUCGUCUCGUAUGCAGCCACGUGCAUAUGUCUGUAUGUGUGGCUACUGCCAUUGGGACUCUGGGCCGCUGUCAAGUGGACACAUGAACCCAAUGAUGCUAGUCUAGAUGCUGAAUUAAUUGAGUCAAAUGAACCUCCAGGACUUCUGGAACUUCUGUGCCUUUAUGGGUAUUCAUUGUCCAUCUACAUUCCAACGGCCUUUUUAUGGACAAUCCAGAUCGGCUGGCUCCAGUGGAUACUCGUUGGUGUUGCAGCCAUUCUCUCUGGGGGAGUGCUAUUGCGCUCUCUGAUGCCUUUAAUUACUGGAAAACAAAAACCAAUUUACGUUGCUGUGAUCCUCGGUAUGCAUCUGCUGCUGGCCACGGGUUUCAUGUUAUAUUUCUUCCACGUUCCCAAAGUCUCAGUGGAUGUAGUCCCCAUCCCACAAAGUACAACAGUAAUUAUCCAAAAAGUUGUGAAUAGCUCAAAUCCGAUCAAGAAUUUAACGAAUUCCACGUGAAUAUUCUCAGCUACGGAUUUUAAAUUAUAAGAUUCCACGGACGAAAAAAUUUAAUAAAAAAACCUGGAGAAUUUGCUGUAUAAUUCUAUUGGAUUUCUAUUCAUCUUUA
Molecule: messenger RNA, 1175 nt
Organism: Diachasma alloeum
Lineage: Eukaryota; Metazoa; Arthropoda; Insecta; Hymenoptera; Braconidae
Product: protein YIPF1
Exons: 4
Coding region: 80-1066 (328 amino acids)
Biological process (GO): vesicle-mediated transport
Cellular component (GO): Golgi apparatus; membrane
Molecular function (GO): small GTPase binding
Source: RefSeq, a predicted model, not a curated record